Molecule: messenger RNA, 2299 nt
Organism: Elgaria multicarinata webbii
Lineage: Eukaryota; Metazoa; Chordata; Lepidosauria; Squamata; Anguidae
Gene: SUDS3
Product: SDS3 homolog, SIN3A corepressor complex component
Exons: 13
Coding region: 95-1264 (389 amino acids)
Biological process (GO): negative regulation of transcription by RNA polymerase II
Cellular component (GO): Sin3-type complex
Molecular function (GO): histone deacetylase binding
Source: RefSeq, a predicted model, not a curated record
GAGGCGGGACGCUCGCUGGCUUGCGCGGGGCGGCUGCCUGAGGGGAGAAAGGACCGUCGCUGAGGCGGCGGCAGCCGUCGUUCUCGCCUCGGCCAUGAGCGUCGCCGCGCUGGUGUCUCCCGCGCUGCCGACGGGCCCCCCGCCGCCCGCCCCCACGGCGCUGCCCCCUGGGACCGGCCCCGCCGCCGCCAUCGCCGCCGCGGCUGCAGCCGCCGCCGCCGCCGAGAGCUUCGAGGAGGAGGAGGAGCUGGACAGCCCCGCCGACGAGGAGGAUGGCGAGCGCAGCGGCCGCGCGCGGGACUCCGACGAGGAUACUGAAGAUGCGAGCGAAACUGACCUGGCGAAGCAUGAGGAGGAGGAUUAUGUAGAAAUGAAGGAACAGAUGUAUCAGGAUAAAUUGGCAUCUCUUAAGAGGCAGCUCCAGCAACUGCAAGAAGGUACUUUACAAGAAUAUCAGAAAAGAAUGAAAAAGCUGGACCAGCAAUACAAGGAGAGGAUACGCAAUGCAGAGCUUUUUCUUCAGUUGGAAACAGAGCAGGUAGAAAGGAACUACAUCAAGGAGAAGAAAGCGGCGGUGAAGGAAUUUGAAGAUAAAAAGAUUGAGCUGAAGGAAAACUUGAUAGCUGAAUUGGAAGAGAAGAAAAAGAUGAUAGAGAGUGAGAAGCUAACCAUGGAGCUAACAGGUGAUUCCAUGGAAGUGAAGCCUAUCAUGACAAGGAAAUUGAGGCGGCGGCCGAACGAUCCUGUUCCCAUCCCUGAUAAAAGGAGGAAGCCAGCCCCAGCUCAGCUCAAUUAUCUACUAACGGAUGAACAGAUAAUGGAGGAUCUGAGGACACUCAAUAAGGAGGCAAUCUCUUUGGAUAUUCCAUCAAAGAUGUCCUCAUCCAAACCAAAUAUAUGGGGGAAAAGUGCUUCCUAUUGCUCCCAAGAAAGGAGAGCACAAAACCAGCUGCUUAAAUCACCUAAAAGACCAGCAUCUCCUUCGUCACCAGAACAUCUGCCGGCGACGCCCGCCGAAUCCCCGGCCCAGCGGUUUGAGGCAAGGAUAGAAGAUGGCAAACUUUACUACGAUAAACGAUGGUAUCACAAGAGCCAGGCUAUUUACCUGGAGUCGAAAGAGAACACCAAAAUCAGCUGCGUCAUCAGCUCAGUGGGCGCGAACGAGAUCUGGGUGAGGAAAACCAGCGACAGCACGAAAAUGAGGAUCUACCUUGGGCAGCUCCAGCGAGGGGCUUUCGUGAUCCGCCGGCGGUCGGCCGCAUGACUCUCUGUGCCGGCGGCUCUCUGAUGUGUUAUAGACAGUCGGCCCUUCCAGAGACUUGCAGCUGCGCUUUCCGGGUUUUCCCGGCAGAAGACGUUUGUUCUCGUCGCCCCCUUCGGAAGCAGCCUGCCUGCUGCCCGCAUCAUUCCAGCUGUCCUCGUCUCUCACGUGAGCCCAAGCAACGCCUCAGGGCUCGGGCUUUAGUUUAGCUUUCAUGUUUCUCCAAAGACCGUUUAAGGCGAAUGCAGGCCAGUGUUCUCGGCCUUUCCAUUCUUGUGUCGUGAAGAGAGCCUGCGCGGGGUCUUCACUUUUGCGUUUGAGCAGCACCAGCACGGACGCUUCGAGGAGACUUCACGGCAGGCCGCAAAGCUGAGAGGCGCUGAAGGGGCGGGAGGCAGAGCGGACGGUCGUGGCUGUUUCCACAGCCAGCGUGGGACAACGCGGACCCAAGGAGGGCUACAGGGGGGCUGUUAGGAGUUCUUGCGAGGCCCUGCCGCCUCCUGAAAUUCCCAGCUGAUUUAUAUAAAAGGUGUGGUUAAGGGAUCUCGCUCGGUUACUCCAAAGUGACGUGGAGCCCUUGGCAGGGGGAGGGGGGUUGGUAUAGCCAUUGGCAAAUCCCAGUAACGGACCAGACGGGGGCAUUUUUCAUUGUCUUGGAAUGCCGUUUCCCAACGCAGGGUGGAUCGGAGGAACGGCCGGACUCGGGGUGGGUGGGUUGGGGGUAUUGACGCCGCCGGAUGUGUGCCGCGAGGCCCGCUCCUUGCCGCUGCAGCCGUGCCAUUUCAUCUUUCCGGGACAAUGGGCAGCAGUCCGGCCAGGCAAGGCUUCCGGCCAGGCGAAGUAUUCCUUGCGCGGCUUCGACUUUGUGCCUGUGAACCUAGUAUCCCGCCCCCCCCCCCCUAAAAAUGUAAUCCCGAGCGAGAGUCGUCCUUGGAGCCAGAUGGAAUGUGCAGCGCCGACAUUCCGGGAGUGGUGUGCUGUUCGUCUGACCGGACGGUAGCGGUGAAGUUGCUUCCAAAAUAUUUUUUAUCUCUCCAA